AAAACCAGAGAGGUUUUUUGUGAUAUCCUAAAUACCGUCAAUUCGGGUCGAUUACCUAAUCCUUAUCAAAACUAUAUUGUAUUUAAAAAAAUGUCUUAUCUUCCCAUCAAAUUCUAGGUCAUCCAAUAAAUUUGUAUCUACCGGAGAAUCCCAUAACGCUCCUCCAGUGACCACCCUUGGCCCAAAAUGAGCAGCAUCAAACUCUUCAGGCCUUUGAAGAAAAGUUUGAAGCUGAGGAACUCGCUCCUGCCUCUGCAGAGAAACUACUCGUCUAACAAGGAUGACGACACCCCAUAUAAAAAAACUGUAGACGUGUUCAAACAUGAUUUUGACCAUCUGAAACACUAUUUGUUAAAUACAGAAAACAAACCGAAACAACCACGGAUUCCCCACUUUUGUGACAUUCUUAUUAUUGGAGGAGGCGUUAUGGGCUGCUCGAUAGCUUACUGGCUCCAGCAAAGAGCAUUGGAUGGCCUGGAUAUAGUUGUCAUCGAAAAAGACCCGACGGUAACUGAUUUUACAAACAAUUACUCUAAAAUACUUGAGUACCAGAAAAGCACAUCCGUGCUUUCAGUCGGUGGUCUGAGGCAGCAAUUUUCUUUAAAAGAAAACAUUGAACUGUCAAUGUUUUCUGCUGAGUUCAUGAGGAAUAUUAAAUAUUAUCUGGGCGUCAACGGCCAGGAUCCUCCUGAUAUCCAGUUCAACCCUUGCGGCUACUUAUUUUUGGCAUCUGAAGAACAUGCUGAAGUUUUGAAUCAAAAUGCCACACUUCAAAAGUCAUUGGGAGCUAAAAUAGAAUUGUUGACACCAGAAAAUCUCAAGCGUAAAUUCCCUUUUAUAAACACUGAUGGUAUCGGAUUGGGUUGCCAUGGCUUAGAAAAUGAAGGAUGGUUUGAUCCUUGGUCUCUUCUCAAUGCAUUUAAAAGAAAAGCAAAAAGUUUAGGAACACAUUUCGUUUCUGGAGAAGUUAUUAGUUUUGAAGCCUUGAAUAAUUCUGAUGUUGUUCCCAGUGAUGAAGAUACACACAAGCAGCUUAAAAGUGUUAAAAUUUUAACUGAAAAUGGAGAAGAGAAAGAAAUAAGUUUUAGUAUCCUUGUUAUAGCUGCUGGUGCAAAUUCUGGACAUGUUGCACAAUUAGCAGAAAGGCCAUUGAGGGUAGACUUAAAUCUCCCGGUCGAACCAAGAAAACGUUAUGUUUAUAAUGUCCACUGUCCAGAAGCACCUGGGAUGGUAAUGCCUUUUGUGAUUGACAAUUCAGGAGCAUACGUCAGGCGAGAAGGGCUGGCAGGUCAUUAUCUGUGUGGAAUGUCCCCGUCUAUCGGAGACCCAGAACCUCCUGUAGAUAAUCUAGAUGUAGAUUUUGAUUUUUUUGAAAACAGAGUGUGGCCAGCUAUUGCUAACAGAGUCCCUUGUUUUGAGGGUUGUAAGCUCAAAUCCGGUUGGGCGGGCUUCUAUGACUAUAAUAAAUUUGAUGAAAAUUGUUUUGUCGGACCUCAUCCCUAUGCUUUCAAUGUUUACUUAGCUACUGGAUUCAGCGGUCAUGGGAUUCAACAGUCACCGGCGAUUGGAAGAUCCAUAAUGGAGAUGAUUAUUGACGGUGGAUAUAUGACAAUAGAUCUAAGCCGUUUAGAAUACAGCAGAUUAUUACAAGAUCAACCAUUGUGGGAAAGCAACAUAGUUUAACAUUCAACUUAUUUUUAAUAUCGUGUACAUAGACGUGUGUAAAUGAAAAUAAAUAUAAAACAAAU
This is a messenger RNA of Cimex lectularius (bed bug), 1748 nucleotides long. Its product is annotated as FAD-dependent oxidoreductase domain-containing protein 1-like. Gene Ontology annotation, cellular component: cytoplasm. The transcript has 9 exons. The record is from RefSeq and is a predicted model, not a curated record. NCBI's taxonomy places the organism in Eukaryota, Metazoa, Arthropoda, Insecta, Hemiptera, Cimicidae. Gene Ontology annotation, molecular function: oxidoreductase activity. The coding region runs from base 187 to 1683 and encodes 498 amino acids.